Molecule: messenger RNA, 2364 nt
Organism: Penicillium nucicola
Lineage: Eukaryota; Fungi; Ascomycota; Eurotiomycetes; Eurotiales; Aspergillaceae
Product: origin recognition complex subunit 1
Exons: 3
Coding region: 1-2364 (787 amino acids)
Biological process (GO): mitotic DNA replication checkpoint signaling; DNA replication initiation
Cellular component (GO): nuclear origin of replication recognition complex
Molecular function (GO): DNA replication origin binding; chromatin binding; ATP binding
Source: RefSeq, a predicted model, not a curated record
AUGAGCGACAGCGAAGCAAGCAAUUCUCCCAAACAGAGCACUUCCGCCCGUGAGAGGGCUCAAUGGAUGACCAAGGGAGCCCUGGUCCGCGACGAUUCCGACGACGAGCUGGGGGUCGAGGAUCUCCCGUGGGAAUGGAUCUACGAUGAAAAUGAACCAAAGGAGGAAGAAGUAAAAGAUGGCAGUCCACAAAAGCGAGGUCGGAGACGUUCAUCACGACCUGGUCCCCAGCGCCGGAAGAUUCUUGCGGCGCGGAUGGGUCGAUUCGAAUGCAAAGUCGGCGAAGUGAUCCUCUUGAAGUCUCCGGAGGCCGGAAAAGACUGGGUGGGCGUCAUCACGGAGUUUGUGGAAGAGGAGGAUGACGAGGAAGAGGAUGAGACGGUCAAGUCCGCCAAUAUUAUGUGGUUCGCUUCACCCGACGAAUUCAUGGGAACCCGAAACAAGCGCCGCACCGAUGCGUUGCCCAACGAGCAGUACAUCACUCUCGAUUUCAAUACCAACCCCUUGACAUCCAUCAGCGGGAAAGGUACCGUUAUGUCACAGAAUGCCUUCUACAGAAGAUACCCGAACGGCCCUCCAAAGGAUAAAAGCGAAUUGGCGGAAUACAACAAGUGCAUUGUCUGUCGGCGAGGCGUGAACCAAGUUCAGGGACGGUACACAGAUGAGUUCUUGUGGGAAGAGGUAUACAAACAAGAUAGCAUCCAUGGCCUGAUCGAUCUGGUCAAGGAGGGCUUGAAGGGUUCAAGGAAACGCAGGGCUGCAGACGAUGAGUAUGUCGACAACAAGGAGCCUGCUGCUCCCAGCACCCCAAGAAAGAGGCAACGACUGGCAACAGGGAAUGCGACGCCGCAGUCACAGCGCAAAAAGGCCCUCACUACCCCAACCCACAAACGAAUCGUGGUGAAGAAACCACUCGAGUUUACACCAUUGGGUACACGAGUCCUCUCGCCUACACACUUUGCAUCCCCAUAUCGUCAAGCCCGCAACCUGCUUCAUGUCUCAACCGUUCCAGACUCGUUGCCGUGCCGAAAAACCGAGUUCAACACUGUAUACAACCAUCUCAGCGCUGCUAUUAUGGAGGGCACCGGUGCUUGUAUCUAUAUCUCGGGUACUCCAGGCACAGGAAAGACAGCAACAGUGCGCGAAGUAGUUGCGCAGCUGAAUGGCGCCGUCAUGGAAGAAGAGAUGGACGAUUUCAUCUUUGUUGAGAUCAACGGCAUGAAAGUCACAGAUCCGCACCAGUCAUACUCGCUACUGUGGGAAGCCCUGAAGGGUGAUCGAGUAUCUCCUUCACAUGCACUUGAUCUGCUUGAACGAGAAUUCUCGGCCCCUUCUCCCCGUCGGGUAUCUUGUGUGGUGCUUAUGGACGAGUUGGAUCAACUUGUUACAAAGAACCAGUCCGUCAUGUACAACUUCUUCAAUUGGCCUGCUCUCCGCCACUCCCGUUUAAUUGUGUUGGCUGUCGCAAACACCAUGGAUCUCCCCGAGAGAACUCUCAGCAACAAGAUCUCCAGUCGUCUCGGUCUAACCCGUAUCACUUUCCCUGGGUACAGACACACAGAUCUUAUGGAGAUCAUCAGCACCCGUCUCGCGAACGUCCCCGGCAACAUCGUCGACCCAGACGCCGUCCAAUUCGCAAGUCGAAAAGUAGCAGCCGUCAGCGGUGACGCUCGCAGAGCUCUAGACAUCUGCCGUCGCGCCGUCGAAAUCGCCGAACAAGCAGCUGAAGCAGCCGCGGCAGAGGACGCACAAAAAGACGAGACAGAAUCAUUGCCUCCGACACCAAGCAAAACUCCCGCCCGACGCAACAAGGCAUUAGCAGCAGUAGCCGCCAACGAUCUACCAACCCCCAAAGCCGGACCAGCAAAAGGUCAACCUGGUCGAGUAACAAUCGCCACAAUCAAGCAAGCCAUCCACGAAGCGACAUCCACCCCCCUCCAACAAUCCCUCCGCUGUCUCCCUCUAUCAGGCAAGCUUUUCCUCGCUGCCCUCUUAGCGCGGGUGUCCCGAACAGGAGUCUCGGAAUCGACCUUUGGCGACAUUCUAGACGAAGCGCGCCGUAUCGCCGACGCAGCUGUUGCCGUUGCUGGUGCCGCCGGUGCUGGCGUCAAGGAUUUCCUGUUAGGUGGUGGUCCCAGCGCUCGAGUGCGUUCUAUGGGAUAUGCGGCUAUGGAGCUAAUGAACUCUGGCAUCCUUGCGCUGGAGCAAGGCACUGGGUCCAGGAGUGUGCUCGGUGGAACUACUAUUCCAACUCGGGGUGACCGUAGCAGCAAAGUUCGGCUUAGAGUCGCAGCGGAGGAUGUUAGGUCUGCAUUCCGCGAGGAUGUCGAGGCUAAAGGCUUUGGGUUGGGGACUGAGCUGUGA